Triplophysa rosa is the source of this 5853-nucleotide messenger RNA. RefSeq names its product phosphodiesterase 4C, cAMP-specific b (gene pde4cb). The record is from RefSeq and is a predicted model, not a curated record. Gene Ontology annotation, molecular function: 3',5'-cyclic-AMP phosphodiesterase activity. The coding region runs from base 939 to 2981 and encodes 680 amino acids. The transcript has 15 exons. NCBI's taxonomy places the organism in Eukaryota, Metazoa, Chordata, Actinopteri, Cypriniformes, Nemacheilidae. Gene Ontology annotation, cellular component: nucleus; cytosol; perinuclear region of cytoplasm. Gene Ontology annotation, biological process: signal transduction.
GACGUCAGAGACCAGGAAGAAUGAGUGAACUCUUUUCAGUGCUUUGGGCAAUAGAAAUGUUUACACGACAGUCGGAUUGACUAACAUGUGCACAGCUCCCUCCCACAGAUAUCCCUCCCGGUGAUAUCAAAACUGAUUGUCAGGAGCCGUUUGGAUGACAACAUUUCUGUGAUUUUGGACCAGACAAAGAAGUUAUGAAGAAGUCUAUAUCAAGUCAAUCUUUCCCUGCGGGCGACGGAAGUGCCGCGAUUGAGCAUGCAGACGACAACAUAUGCAUGUCAGCGCAGCUCCCGCCGCGACUGUGUGUUGUUAUGGUGUCAUGCUGUGUGCUUUCACAUGCUGUUUGACGCCGUUGGCAGCCACCCACCCAUCGCAGGCUAUCCACUACACACACACACGGAUGUACGUAUACAUUACUGUGGCGUGUGACCGCACACCACCCUCCAGGCUCAAUGAGUUGUACCUCCUUUCUUUUUCGCUUUCUUCUCCUUCCCGCCCAUCCAACAUUUAUCCAACAAAACUAAUAUGGAAACUAAACAGGAACUCAUACCCCUAAAUAGCUUCUCCAGGGAGCCCAAUAAUGUGGCUGACGUUUUGCUGUUCUCCUUUUUGUUACUGCUCACAGGAGAAAAGCAGUUUUUAGAACUUUCUGGUGAGUCUUAUUUGAUAAGUUGAUGAAGAAAUAAGGCUUCAACAGUGGUAGACGAUCUACAGUUGAGAAUGGGAACUCUUAAUGGAACCAAGACGUUUGGGACAGAGGCGUUAGACUUUCUCUCAGGCCCAUGAGGUCUUCACCUAGCUUCUUCUACUUUUACCUGUGUGCUCACUCUGUUGAGUUUUGGAUGACCGAUACUCACCGGAGACGUUCUUUCAAGAUGUUUCUUUCAACUAAAAAACACUGGUAAAAGGCCGAAGAUUUGUUUCCGCAACUUUUCGAAAUGACGCACAAGGACCCUCGUAACCCCAGGAGGAGUUCGCUCUUUAACAUCGGCUCGAAUCUGAGACGCCACUCUUGUAUCGGUUUUGAUGUGGAAAAUGGGUUGUCGAUCGGGCGAAGUCCUCUGGACCCUACCAUCAGUCCGAGCUCCGGUCUGGUCCUCCAGACAAACAGUCAGCGCCGCGAGUCUUUUCUCUAUCGAUCCGACUCAGAUUUUGACCUCUCGCCCAAGACGAUGUCCAGAAACUCAUCGACGGCCAGUGAGCUUCAUGGGGAGGACAUGAUUGUAACGCCAUUUGCUCAGGUUCUUGCCAGUCUACGUACAGUGAGAGGGAAUGUUGCCGUUUUGACUCAUGGGCAGGAUAGAGGCAACAAGAGACAACCUAGCACUAACCCUCAAUCUGCCUGCAAGACAAACCUAUCAGAUGAGGCGUAUCAGAAACUUGCAGUGGAGACUCUGGAGGAAUUGGACUGGUGUCUGGACCAGCUGGAGACCCUGCAAACACGCCACUCAGUCAGCGAAAUGGCCUCCAAUAAAUUUAAAAGAAUGCUCAACAGAGAGCUUACGCAGCUGUCCGAGACCAGCCGCUCAGGAAACCAGGUGUCGGAGUUCAUAUCAAACACGUUUUUGCAGAAACAGCAUGAUGUGGAGGUUGUGUCAGCAGCAUGUAAAGAGGAGAAGAAACGCCGGCCUAUGUCUCAAAUAAGCGGAGUGAGGAAACUGAGCCCCAGUCCGAGUCUCCACCCAACAAGCAUCCCACGAUUUGGUGUCACCACCCAGCACGAGAACCUCCUGUCCAAGGAGAUUGAAGACAUAGAUCGAUGGGGUAUAGAUAUCUUUAAGAUAGCAGAGUACUCUGGGAAUCGGCCGCUGACAGUCGUGAUGUACAACAUUUUCCAGGAGCGAGAUUUGCUCAAAUGCUUCAAAAUCCCACCAGACACCUUCUUAACCUUUCUUAUGACUUUGGAAGACCACUAUCGUGCGGAUGUAGCCUACCAUAACAAUAUCCACGCCGCAGAUGUUGUGCAGUCCACACAUGUUCUUCUCUCCACACCUGCCCUAGAGGAUGUGUUCACAGAUCUUGAGAUCAUGGCUGCUCUGUUUGCUAGUGCAAUUCAUGACGUAGACCAUCCAGGACUGUCCAACCAGUUCCUCAUUAACACAAACUCUGAACUGGCUCUGAUGUAUAAUGAUGCCUCUGUUUUGGAGAAUCAUCACCUGGCUGUAGGCUUCAAGCUUCUACAGCAAGAAAACUGUGACAUCUUCUGUAACCUUAGCAAGAAACAACGCCGGUCCCUGCGGCAGAUGACUAUAGAUAUGGUAUUAGCCACUGACAUGUCCAAACACAUGAAUUACCUAGCUGACCUCAAGACAAUGGUAGAAACCAAAAAAGUGACCAGUUUAGGAGUCUUGCUGCUGGACAACUACUCAGACCGAAUACAGGUACUCCAGAACAUGGUGCACUGCGCUGACCUCAGCAACCCCACCAAACCCCUGGAGCUCUACCGACAGUGGACAGAUCGAAUCAUGGUGGAGCUUUUCAGUCAGGGUGACUGCGAACGUGACAAGGGCAUUGAAAUCAGCCCCAUGUGUGACAAACACACGGCCUCUGUAGAAAAAACUCAGGUGGGAUUCAUCGACUACAUUGUCCACCCUCUGUGGGAGACAUGGGCCGAUCUGGUCCAUCCCGAUGCUCAGGACAUUCUAGAUACAUUAGAAGACAAUCGUGAAUGGUACCAGAGCAUGAUUCCACGCAGCCCUUCGCCCACCCCCGACGAGCAGGACUUGCGGGCCAUUGUGGGCGUUGGGGGAUCAGGAGAAAAGUUCCAGUUUGACCUCACUCUUGAGGAAGAGGUUGGGGAGCUGGAAGGUGAUGAGGAGAACAUGAACACAGAACAAGGACUUAGAUUAAGGACUAUGAACGCCAAGCAUUCAGCAAUGUCCCAGAGCCUCACAGUUGGAGUCACUCCCAUUUUAGAUGGUGGCGAAAGAGAACUGGACCAAGAAAUGACCAGUGUGUCUGUCCUGCAGUUGGAAACUUAACAGGGAAGAUCUGCUUUAGUUGUGUUGCUCAGUCACACUCAUGAAGUUUGAGGUUUCGUGGUGAACCGUCCACUACCAGUUUUCUCAUAUUAACUCCGACUUGUCCUUUUGAAAUAACUGGACAUAAGGUUUAUCCAACCGAAUAAGCCCAUGUUUUAAAAAACACAGAUUUUGCAAAGGAUUGAGGAGGAACAUGUAGAUGUUUAUGUGGUCCAAUUUGAGAGUCAUGUGGAGAAACAUGGUGUCUUCCCUUGUCCAUGCCAACUGCAGAGGAAAGCUAAUGAACUCAUGAUGUGAACUUUUUAUUACUACACUCUAGGGUAUUUAUUAUCUUCAAACUUUUCAUUUUGGAUAACUUAAUGCUUUUGCUUUUUUAUGCUUUUCCCACUGAGAAAUAACCGAGAUGGAAACUGAGAAAUAACCGUUUCCAAUAUGGAACUGGGACGGCCGUUACACAACUAUUUAAUGCAUUAGUGAUAAGAUUGUGACGCUAACAACCUCAGGAUAAGAAUGAUUUCAUGUAGCAAAACUCCAAAGGGCAGUCACUAAACUGUCUGUUUAUAAUCUUGUUUGAAACAAAAUUAAAAUAUGAAAAUGUUUCAAAAACUGUCAAAAUUAAGACUGCCGUAUGGAGAAUCCCUUUACAUUUCUUUGUACUGAAAUACCUCUUGACACGUUAGCACUAUGUAGACAUGUACUAUGUACUGAUUAUUUAAAUAUAAACAGGGUUGAUUUAGCUUUAAUGCUGAAUUAUGAAUGAACUCAAAUGAUAACUGAUCUUCAUGGAGGCUUUUGUUUGCAACUCUAAACUCCCCCACACUUAAUGCACUUACGAGUGAAUCAGUAUUUGAUGCUGAUUCUCACUGACAUACACAGGUCUGACAUUGUAAAUUGGAGAUGAAAAGCUGAAGUGGAUCUGAUGCUUCAUUACAAUCCACCCAGAGGUGGAUUUUUACAUGAACCCAGGACAGCACAGACAACCAUUACUCUGAGCUAAACAAAGGGCUUCGACUAAUAGACGUGUUAGAUUCUGCUCUAAUGUUGCCAUCAUUCUCUGAUAUUUCUUCAAAAUAUUUCAAAAAUAAUGUGUUAUAGAUUUGGAUAUAUAGAGUCAGAGGCAGCACAGACAUGCAGUGAAAAGACAAAGAAGCCUUAAAGGUGAAGUGUGUAUACUUUUUAAUGUUUCUCUUAUCCUGGUUUGUGUGGAGAGAUUAUAAAUAAGUAGGGAUGUAACAAUAUUAUCGAUAUUGUGUUAUCGCAAUAGCAAAAUUGUCUCAAUAUUAUCAUGCUCACAUGACAGUAUGAAACGAUUGGUCUUCCGGGACUAACAUAGAGAAAGUUAGAAAAAAUUAUAUGUUACCUUUGGCAAGGUCCAUCUGGUGCAGUUAUUUUAUUUUAUAAAAGGGAUUUUUAGGUCAUUUGACCCAUCUCAUACUAUAACUCAUACUUCUAAGCAACAUUUAUGAUUGGAGGAUAAAGAAAAGAAGAUGCUGUGGCACGUUUCCAAGUCAUCAUUUGUCAUGUUAAAUAUUGCAAUAAAUACCGCACUGUGGACUUAUACCUAGGUAUUACCGUACAGUGAGAUUUUGAUAUUGUUACAUUUCUGUAAAUACGUAAGCCUCAUAACCACAGAGACUCUGUCGUGUUUUACAAGUGCUGUACUUGUUUGGGAUGAGACUAAAUCUGCCAUAUUCGAUCACAGGCACUCAGUUCUGGUUUUUGAUCACCAGAGCCUUAAAUGCCAUGUGACAGUGAUGACAGGCUGGUGACAUCACAAGAAUAUUUACAGUAACCUUGAAAAGAAAGAGUUAUUAGGAAAAAGGAACUACAAUAUAAAGAGAUAUUUACAAUUUAUAUGUUACUUAGAAUGUUUUUUGACAGAAUACAUUCACUUUUAAAUAGAAAUAAACGGAUAAAUAUUUGAGAGUGGGUUUGAAGCAUGUCUACCUCUAUAUUUGACAAAUGGCAGACAGGGAAAGUUCUUGGGAAACAGUUGCACGCUUCACCUUUAAUUAUUUUAUGUUAAGAAUAUAAAAAAUAAUCCAUAAAGUCUUUCAAUACAUUCCCUUACAAAAAGCAGGAGUCAUCCGCACUGAGAAGUCAGAGUUGACUAUUUCUUCAGCUUUGAUACUUCAUGCUUAAAGUGCCACAUAACUCAUGUAGCCUUGUCCGCAUUCAUCUCAGAGAUCAGCCGGGAUAGAUACACAAGAAUUCAGCCUUGAACACACCCCUUUAGCUCCAGUGCUCCUACAAUGGAGGCUGUGAAACAUUUCUAGUGUCUAAAACUAAAUCUGUUGUAGGAUAAUAACAGAACUGUACCAUUUUGUAUGUAGUAAUGUGCUAAAUUCUCUGUUUGUUAAUAUUACUGACAAUGUCAAAAGUGUUUGUUCGGUUUGUUUACAGGUUAAUGCCACACAUGCUUCAGCUAAACGUGUUUUAUUUGUUCUUUACUGUAAGAGCCAAAAAAUAUUCAAUUCUUAAUUCAGGUUGUUCUGAACUGCCAAUAAAUAAAAAUAUUGUUGUGUUGUUUGGAUCUGUGUUGAUCUAAAUGUGGAGUAGUAAAAUAGGUGUUAAGAACUGGUAAAAAUAAAUAGCUGGUGCAGGUGCAACAAACAUAGCGCGCUUAUUCAAAUCUAGAUUUGUCAAUUACAUCAAAUUGACAAAGUACAAAGUAUAUAAUUUCAUUUAGAAAUAAAUAAAUAAUAGGUCUGCAUAAAUAUAAAACAUGUUUAAAAAGCAUAUCAUGGUAAGAAAUGAAGCUGAAUAAGCUUGUAUAUAAAAUGCCAAAAGUACAAAUUCUAGACAAAGGUGACUACACUGAAGAUGCUAAAAUAAAGUUCCAUGCAGGAUGUGACUAUAAUAUAAACUUGAA